UCGCUCGCUCGCCCGCUUGAAGCUGGUCAGUGGUCACCGAGGGGAGUUUAUAUCUUCAGAAGAUGGAUGAGGUCUGAUGGAGUUGUGUGUCAGCAGGGCAGGAGGAAGGUGCUGACUGUAAGAGUGCAAGAAAAGGAAGGGAGAGCAAGGAGCCUGGGGAGGAGAGAUCCCGUCCUUGCAGCGCAAGCAGCUGGUAUGAAGUGGAAAAUAAAUCCCUCUUUUCCUAAUUCACAAACCAUUCCCAAGCUUGAGCAGAAUAGCAAUCGCCAAAGGCUGAGAGAGUGAGAGUUGGUGGGUGAGUGUUUGAAUACCAGCCACAGGCUCAUUAUGGCUCAGGUGCUGCAUAUGGACCCCGGCUUCCCAGGGAAACUCAACCCGCCUGCUCCCCCUUCCCUGCACGGCAAAGAACAGGAGGCGCCCUACUCAGUGGAGACCCCCUAUGGCUACCGUCUGGACCUAGACUUCCUCAAAUAUGUUAACGACAUAGAGAAGGGAAAUACUAUCAAGAAGGUGCCUAUCCAACGCCGGCCACGCUAUGGCUCCCUGCCCCGUGGCUAUGGCUACGCCGGCUCCUGGUGGACAUCCACAGAGUCUCUGUGCUCCAAUGCCAGCAUGGACAGCCGGCACUCGUCCUUCUCCUACUGUGCCCCGGGCUACCACACAUCACAGAGACCCAGCUUCAGCACUGCCAGAGUGGAGAAGACCCUGCUGGAUGCACGCAGGAAGCUGGAAGAGGAGAAAGAGGGGCGUAGGUUCUCCAACCUGAGCAGCAUGCACAGCAGUGUGGCAGGCUCUAACACCUCCAUCAGCAGUGCACACAGCUUCAACCGAGCCCAGGGUGGAGGCGGAUCCUUUACCCCCCUAAGCUCUGGCCUCUCCACUCCAGUGACCCCAACCCCAGCCCACCUGCAGCACGUUAGGGAGCAGAUGGCGGCAGCCCUCAGGAAGAUAAGGGAGCUGGAGGAGCAGGUGAAGACCAUCCCUGUGCUCCAGGUGAAAAUCUCUGUGCUGCAGGAGGAGAAAAGGCAGCUCAGCGUCCAGCUGAAGAGCCAGAAGUUCCUGGGCCACACUCUGGGUUUCAAUCGAGGUCGUUCCCGAGGGGAGCUCUACAUCGACAUCCCUGAAGAAGAACAGAGCACUGGAGCUAAGAGCAGUAACAAGUCAGCAGAGCCGCUGUCUCCCACCACACCUGAGGUCUCCAAACAAGACUCAGGGUGUGAAAUUGAGGACACGGUAAUUGUGGGUGGAGCCCGACCGGAUGCAAAGCGGGAAGUGCGCACCAUCGGAGUGGGACCGGAGGACUCCAAGCGCAGUCGCGAGGUGGGAGUUGGGGUUCGGGAGGAGGACCUUGGGCUGCUGCCAGAGACAGAGGCUCUUAGGAGUCAAGUGGGUCAGCUUGAGGGCAAGCUAAAGAGGACAAUGCAGGAGCUGCAGGCUGCACAGCAGCAGGUAGCAGCAGUCCAGAAAACUCCUCAGGCAGAACAUCCAGUCAUGGCUACCAGCAUGGGCUGGCAGGAGCCACAAGGCUGCAGCCUGCACACUCUGGUCAGCUUCACACAGCAGCCCCAACAGAGGGAACAGAGAACUGUGGGAAUCCAGGUGUACACACUGGAGCAGCCUACUGUGGUGGAGGUGGGCACACUGCUCCGAGCAGAGACCUGCAGCUCCCCCUCCCUUCAGCCAGCUGGUGGAGUCCUGGAGGGCCACCACAGAGGACAAGCUGAAGAUGCUCCGGUUGAGCUGCCGAUUGCAGUCAGCUCCAAGCAGGUGCGCGAUGUCCUAAAGAGCGAGUUGUCCACCUCGGUACCUGUAGCUAAUCUUGCCAUCGCUGUAGGCACAUCUAAAGAAGGAGAGACACACCUGCAUACAAACACGGAGACCAUCCAGUCGCAAGAUGGUCCUAAGACAGCCACAUCUCCUCAGUCUCUGAGGUCCAUUAUGAAGCGGAAGGCAGAAGGUGAACCAGGCUCUCCCUCCACUAAGAAAAACCUACAGUUCAUUGGAGUCAAUGGAGGUUAUGAAUCCACGUCGUCAGACGACAGCAGCAGCGAGAGUUCAGACGAGGGGAGUGACUCCAGUGAGUAUCACGAAGCAAGAGAAAAACUACCAGAACCUACAGUCCAGCACCAGCAAGCAACCGGCACCAAGGUUUCUCAGCCACAAGAAAGCAACAGCGUACCUCAGCAGACUGCUGCAAAUAUACCAGCCGUCAUUCCAGAAACACGGCAGAGUCCCAACCAGUCUUCAACUGUAGACACAAAACUGCCGGACAAAGUCCCCCAGUCACCAGCAACGGAUACUGUUGUGCAGAAAUGUGCCUCACAGCCACCAGCCUCAGACCCCUCCCCGACUCCUUUGUGUCCAGCAAGCGACUCUGCCCCUCAAGAGACUGUUAACCAGUCAUUAGAAAAGCACACAGUCACAUGGGAGAUCACCUCCACAUCAUCAAGCUCUGAUCCCACUCCAGAGCAAAGCUCCGUAAAGUCCUCAGUUACCUGUUCAUCAUCACAGUGUGUCACUAAAACCACCGAGGUCACCAAGCAACAAUACACCGUCCAGUCGGAAACGACCAUCCGCUCAAGCCAGUUGGAGUCAAAGCCAGCAACUGAAAGCAACAAAAACGACACUGCCUCAGCAUCAGCCAAACAAGUCAGACUGGAGCUGAGUGACAACCUGAUGUCAGCUCUCUAUGCCCUGCAGAAAGCCCUGGGAGAACCCAACGCCUUUAGCCAACACGGAGCAAGGGCAGCCUACACCACCGUGCUGCAGGAGUGGCUGCGUGUGUCCUGUCACAAAGCUGCGGACACAGCUGUUGUCAAGGCCUACAUGGACACCUUCGCCUCAAUCUCCCCUCAGCUGCUGGAGUUUGUGAUCAACAUGGCAGACGGCAACGGGAAUACAGCGCUUCACUACACCGUCUCCCACUCCAAUUUCCCCGUGGUGAAACUGUUGCUGGACACUGGCCUGUGUAAUGCUGACAAGCAGAACAAGGCGGGCUACACAGCCAUCAUGCUGACGGCCCUGGCUGCCUUCCACUCCGACAGUGACCUUCAAACUGUCCUACAGCUGCUGCGCACAGGGGACGUGAAUGCCAAGGCCAGCCAGGCUGGUCAGACGGCGCUGAUGCUAGCGGUUAGCCACGGUCGGGGGGAUAUGGUGCGGGCGCUGCUGUCUUGUGGGGCACAGGUCAACAUCCGCGAUGAUGAUGGCUCCACAGCGCUCAUGUGUGCCUGCGAACACGGUCAUGUGGACAUUGUGCGUCAGCUACUGUCAGUGCCGGGCUGUGAUGCCACUCUCACCGAUAAUGACGGCAGCACUGCGCUGUCCAUUGCCCUGGAGGCCAGUCAGAAUGAUAUUGCAGUGCUUCUUUACGCUCACCUCAACUUUGCAAAGCCUCCUUCCCCUGUGUCACCUAAGUCUCCUCUCUUGGGUUCCUCUCCUCCUUCCGGUGAAACAAAAUAAACCUCGCACCUUCUGUAGCCGACAGUAGCUCUACAGCAAAUCCACUGCAACUGCUCAUAUUCACGGCGUGAUUUUAUUUUAAUUGUGUAAUUAAGAAAAACAUUGAGUUUUUGUGUGUGUUCGUUUUCAUCCUCCAUAAUUUAAGUACAUGUGCAGAUAAUUACGUGACAGCUUGCACCAUUGUUUGCUGCUUUUGUACACAGUGGUCUCUUUUUAAUCACAGUGGUGGUUGAAAACAUGGAUUUCUUGUGUGGUACAAUCUGAAAAACUGAACAUCUAGAAAGGCUGUGUAAGCAUUAGUUCAAUCUUGCAAUAACCCAGUUGUCAACACUGUUUUUAGUAGCACUUACCAGUCAAAACUGUUCACCAUGAUAACAUUAUACAGUUCAUUAUUAUACACUUGUUUUUAUUUCAUACGGAUCUCGUAUUUGUUGCUUUAUUGUCAUUGUAAUAUGUACAAUAGCUAUUACACAGUAGCAUCAUUAUGUGUGUGACCAUCACAGUCAUUUGGAAUAACAAAAGCCACCCCUCUUAUGGAUAAGUGCCCUUGCAUCAACGAGCUCAUUGGUGCUACGAAAAUAUAAUUCAGAAAACACCACUUCAGCAGUCUAUCAAUAUUUAUACACAAGAUUUAUUUACACUAGAGUAUUUUUGAUAUUAAUUUUUUUUAUUCCGACUUAAUUGAUGACCUCCAAAGAUCAGAAUUUUAAUUUCCCAGGCAAUGGUUUACGUACGACACCUUUUUAACCAGAGGACAAAUUGUAUUUUAUGUAUCGACCACAUUUCCCAAAUUAAAGACGUAUCUCUCCUCUCAGCUCAGUGACACUGUAUAUUGAGGUGAUGAUAUUGACACAGGCCUGGCAUCAGUGAGGAAGACAGGAGAGGUCAGUGAUACUCUCUGAAGGCUGCGGUACUAUGGUCAUUGUAUUUUUAUAGAUGAAGGUAUUUUGGAUGGCUAUAAGGAAAGAUUAGAGUGCAUCUGUGUGUGUAAUAUUCUUUGCUUAAAAGAUUUAACAAGACUUUGUUGAGAAACGACUGAAAGCACUGGUGGAGCCACCUCUGCUGUGGUCAUGCUGGUAAAAUGUGUCAUGGAACCAGGAAGUGACUGAUUGGAGUCUUAAAAGGACGUGCCAUGUAAGAUAUGAAUUUCAAAAUAAUAUAUAUCAAUAUAAACUGAUAGAUAUUAUGGCUAAAAUCAAAUUCCUUGAACAGAAGUGCACAGGCUAUUGAUGUCAGAAAUUUCUAUUACUUUUUGAAGUUUUUUCUCGAUUUUCAUAUUCACUUUUAAGCAACUGAAUUUUUAUAAACUUUCAAUUUUUUUUAUUUAAGUAUCUAUCUUUUUAUACAUUUAGAAUUUUUAAGCUCACACUUAAUGUAAUCGCACAGCUCUUUAGUUUAUGUUUGAUGAAGGUUUAUCUAAAAUUUGAGGUUGUGUUUUUCUUGUCUUCUAAUUUGUGUGUUUUGGAAAAACAAUGAAUUAAUAAAUGUGGACCACA
Molecule: messenger RNA, 4958 nt
Organism: Toxotes jaculatrix (banded archerfish)
Lineage: Eukaryota; Metazoa; Chordata; Actinopteri; Toxotidae
Gene: kank2
Product: KN motif and ankyrin repeat domains 2
Exons: 13
Coding region: 328-3462 (1044 amino acids)
Biological process (GO): negative regulation of G1/S transition of mitotic cell cycle; negative regulation of intracellular estrogen receptor signaling pathway; negative regulation of transcription by RNA polymerase II
Cellular component (GO): cytoplasm
Molecular function (GO): protein binding
Source: RefSeq, a predicted model, not a curated record